GUCACCGCAAUGUACGACUUCCUGAGCGCGGAAGAUCCCGGAUGUGGCCGAGCCUGUACUGAGACUACAGGGAGAGUUUUGCGCGGUUUAGCGCCCGAUUUUCUCAACAAUUCGGCCUAAAUUCGUCCUAAACUGAGACUUACAAGCAAUUUUGUCUUCUACAAAAGAUGUUCCGGGGGUGACGUGUCGAGAAAGUCACUGUUAGGGCACAUUUUUGGAGGCGAAAAGGUAGAUCAAGAGGAGUGGUUCUAGCGGAGUGAGCUCCCGUUCCACACUGCCAUCCUGGCGACGUCACGUGUGCCCAGCCCCCCACCACCCUCCGAGAUGUCCACACCAGUCGCCGAAAACUGGUGCUAUACCCAGGUGAAAGUGGUGAAGUUCUCGUACAUGUGGACCAUCAACAACUUCAGCUUCUGUCGGGAGGAGAUGGGAGAGGUGCUGAAGAGCUCCACCUUCUCAUCAGGAGCCAACGACAAGAUGAAGUGGUGCCUCAGGGUCAAUCCUAAGGGUCUAGAUGAGGAGAGUAAAGACUACCUGUCUCUGUACCUCCUGCUGGUCUCCUGUCCCAAAAGUGAAGUCCGUGCCAAGUUCAAGUUCUCCAUUCUCAACAGUAAGAGGGAAGAGACAAAAGCAAUGGAAAGUCAACGUGCGUACAGAUUUGUCCAGGGGAAAGACUGGGGGUUUAAGAAGUUUAUUCGGCGAGAUUUUCUUCUAGAUGAAGCCAAUGGAUUAUUACCGGAUGACAAACUGACCCUCUUCUGUGAAGUAAGUGUUGUUGCAGAUACUGUGAACAUUUCAGGGCAGUCCAACGCGUUACAAUUGAAGGUGCCUGAGUGCAAGCUUCCUGAGGACCUGGGAAACCUGCUGGAGAGACAGUCCUUCAGCGACGUGUCACUUCACGUAGGAGGGAAGGAGUUUCAGGCACAUAGAGCCAUCCUAGCUGCACGGUCACCAGUCUUCAAUGCAAUGUUCGAACAUGAAAUGGAAGAAAGCAAAAAGGGACGUGUAGAAAUCACAGAUGUGGAUGCAGAUGUGUUCAAAGAGAUGCUGCGGUUUAUAUACACAGGAAAAGCCCCAAACCUGGAGAAAAUGGCAGACGAUCUACUAGCAGCUGCAGAUAAAUAUGCCCUGGAGAGACUAAAGGUGAUGUGUGAAGACGCUCUGUGCUCGACCCUGACAAUCGACUCUGUAGCAGACACACUGAUCCUGGCAGACCUCCACAGCGCAGAACACCUCAAGGGGACAGCUAUCGACUUCAUCAACAGUCAUGCGACUGAUGUUAUGGACACAAGUGGCUGGAAGUCCAUGGUUCGGAGCCAUCCCCAUCUUGUUGCCGAUGCCUUCCGGGCGCUUGCCAGUUCACAAAGCCCUCCUCUGGGACCACCCCGCAAGAGAAUUAAACAGUCGUAGGAUUCUUCACUCUGAGGAUUUUGUAUGUUUGUUCAGGUUCGGUCUAUUGUACAUGUAUGGUCUUCACUUCCCUGCCUU
Molecule: messenger RNA, 1488 nt
Organism: Branchiostoma belcheri (Belcher's lancelet)
Lineage: Eukaryota; Metazoa; Chordata; Leptocardii; Amphioxiformes; Branchiostomatidae
Product: speckle-type POZ protein-like A
Exons: 10
Coding region: 325-1410 (361 amino acids)
Biological process (GO): proteasome-mediated ubiquitin-dependent protein catabolic process; regulation of proteolysis
Cellular component (GO): cytoplasm; nucleus
Molecular function (GO): ubiquitin protein ligase binding
Source: RefSeq, a predicted model, not a curated record